CCUCUCGCCUUGCUCUUUCGCUUGCUCAGCGUCGCGGGCGGCGGGAGCGCGGCCCGCAGGCCCCGGCAUCCUGGACCGCAGGUUGUUGGAUUCUUACUUAAAAUGGAAGUUGACAUUAAUGGAGAGGCCAGAUCUAUGCUAGCUCCCCUCCCCUUGCCUAUCGCUGACGUGAGUGCUACAAGCAAAACAGACAACGAGAAACCUCGCUGCUCCAGCACCCCAUGCUCACCAAUGCGCCAGACUGUUUCAGGUUACCAAAUCCUCCACAUGGAUUCUAAUUACUUGGUUGGCUUCACUACUGGAGAGGAGCUCCUGAAAUUAGCUCAGAAGUGCACUGUAGAAGAACAGAAUAAAGUUGAAAUGAUAGGGCCUACUUUGCGCUCCAAACAGCUUGAUUCAGGACUUUCUCGUUCUUCCCGAGUGUGCAAAGCCAGAAGCAGAUAUUACCAGCCUUAUGAGAUCCCAGCGAUCAAUGGCCGUAGAAGGCGACGGAUGCCCAGCUCAGGGGAUAAAUGCAGCAAGCCACUACCUUAUGAACCAUACAAGGCAUUUCAUGGUCCUUUGCCUCUCUGCCUUUUCAAAGGUAAAAGAGCUCACUCAAAAUCCCUAGACUACCUCAAUUUAGACAGAAUGAACAUCAAGGAACCGGCUGAUACAGAAGUGCUUCAGUAUCAGCUCCAGCACCUCACCCUGAGAGGGGACCGUAUGUUUGCUAGGAACAACACAUGAACAUAAACCAUCCUUUGUUCUUCACUGCAUCAAGAUUGUCUAUACAAUGUAGGCAGUCAUGCACUUGGUACCUGGUUGGAUCAGAAAAGUGUUUUGUUAGACCAUAGCAUAGGAAGAUGAGGUGUAUGUUUGUGUGUAUGUUUGUGCAUGUGUGUGCGUGUGCAGAUGUGUGUGUGGAAACCACAGAAAGAGGAAGUACUGAAAAGUUCUAACAAGAAAUUUCUUUGGAAUAGUGUAACAAAACAAAAUGUUUUGCACAUGGAUACCUGAUAUGACAAUUUUAACACUCAAAAAUUGAUGUAAUGUGAAUUAUGUUUCUGACUGAGCUUGCUGUAAGAAUUUACUCAUGGAUCAGCACUGAAAUAUAUUAUUUAAUAUUAAUCAUACGUGCAUAUGCAAUGAGUUUUGCAUUAUAAGACAAAAUGUUUCACUAAAACCAUGUGUUCUUUAAAAUAAUCCAGUUUGUACUCACUGUAUCUGGAUUUGCACUGGCAACAAAAGAAAAAAAUGCUAAUGAAAUUAAGCCUCAGUACUUACAUUACUAGAGCUGACUGUUUUUAAAUGUAUAAUUGAAUUACUACUUGGAUUUCAAACUAAUUUCAGUGUGAUUUUUUUUUUAAAAAAAAAAUCCUAAAAUGUGUUUUGAAGAAAAAAAUAUUUAAAGAAAAUUACUGACUUUAAUUUUGUAUGUUUUUUAAAUAAUUAUCUUAACACAGAAACCUUUAUAGUGUAUUGUAUGUAUGAAUAUACAUAUACAUAUAUACAUACACAC
Thamnophis elegans (Western terrestrial garter snake) is the source of this 1501-nucleotide messenger RNA. RefSeq names its product macrophage immunometabolism regulator (gene MACIR). Gene Ontology annotation, biological process: negative regulation of fibroblast migration; negative regulation of cytokine production involved in inflammatory response. The transcript is spliced from 2 exons. The record is from RefSeq and is a predicted model, not a curated record. The coding region runs from base 103 to 729 and encodes 208 amino acids. NCBI's taxonomy places the organism in Eukaryota, Metazoa, Chordata, Lepidosauria, Squamata, Natricidae.